AUGCACCAUGAUAUAUUUCUUGGACAAUGGGUAUGUUUAAUAGAAAAAGUCAGUAACCGAGACACUAAAGCAUUCAUUGUUACUCCCAGUGGAAAGAAAUACUACGGAUUGUUUCAGAUACCUAGCCGAUGGUGCAGAGAAGGCAAAAAAGGAGGCGAAUGUAAUAUUACUUGCGAAUCUUUGUUAGAUGAUGAUAUACGGAACGAUAUAGCUUGUGCUCUCAAUAUUUUUCUUCGUGAAGGUUUUAAAUACUGGACACAGUGGGAAAUAAGAUGCAAGAAUGACAAUCAUAUAUCUAAAGAAAUUUAUAAAUGUCCUGAUUUAAUGUCCCAUAAACUAAGCCCAGAACGCAGUUAA
This is a messenger RNA of Parnassius apollo (apollo), 357 nucleotides long. Lineage: Eukaryota; Metazoa; Arthropoda; Insecta; Lepidoptera; Papilionidae. The record is from the annotation of a GenBank genome assembly.